Caenorhabditis elegans is the source of this 634-nucleotide messenger RNA. It is a transcript of the gene mrpl-21, whose product is annotated as Large ribosomal subunit protein bL21m. Bases 1 to 516 code for a protein of 171 amino acids. The record is from RefSeq and is marked reviewed. The transcript is spliced from 3 exons. NCBI's taxonomy places the organism in Eukaryota, Metazoa, Nematoda, Chromadorea, Rhabditida, Rhabditidae. Gene Ontology annotation, cellular component: ribosome; cytoplasm.
AUGCUCUCCAGUCGCUGUGCAUCACUUCUCCUCUCCUCAUCCCAAUCAAUUCUUCGUCGUUCCAUUCAAUCUGCAUCAGUUGGCACGUCAUCGGAGGCUCAGGUAAUCGAUACAGAGCAAGUUCAGAAGGAAGUAUUCAAGUCAAUCUCGGAUGAAGUUAAUGAGGAGAAGAGGCAACGAUUGUUUGCAGUUGUAUAUGUUAAUGGAAGACAAUGGAAGGUCAGUGAUGGCGAUUUAAUCAAUAUGGAGGGAAAUCUCCCAUUGAACGUUGGUGAUGAAAUAAAAUUGGAAAAAGUUUUGAUGGUCGGUGGCACGAACUUCUCACUCUUCGGACGUCCACUUCUUGACGCAUCUGCGGUUACUGUAGACGCUGUUGUUGUUGAGAAAAAGACAACGAAUCCCGAAUUGCACUAUGUUCAUCUCAAUCAUCAUCAGACCAAAUUUCUCAAUUGGAAAAGCGACGAGGCGACGGUUCUUCGAAUCAAAAGUGUGACGGCAAAGCAGAUUGAGCAGUAGAAGAUUAUUUUUUCUUUUUAAUUGUUGAUUUAUAUUUCUUCCAUUUUCUUUUUUACUAUUUUGUUUCUAGGUUAGUUUUUCCACAAAUUUCGUUUUUCAAAAUAAAUUCAUCAUCAUG